UAACUCUUCAUUCAGCUACUAGACCUACAGAUCCAUGCUUCAGUUCAUAGAUCAGUUAAAGCUUUUAAGAUAUUAAAGCAAGGUUAUGGGAUCUGAAGAGGUAAACACUAUUAAACCCGCUCAAAGAGCUACUAGAAAAAUUCGUACAGCUAGUUUGGUUUCCAGCUUAACUAAAGGUUGGCAACGGUGGGCGUCCGAACAUUCAACCAAGCAAGAACAAGAACCUGCUGGUUGGACUCCAACCUCAGAUGAAAUUAUUGAAGAAAAGUUAAAACUAAAAUGGGAACCAAAAGCCAAGAUUGCUGUUGCGCCUGAAGGUAUUCGUGGUCUUCAAGACUGCAGUGACUCCCAAAUAAAAACUAAAGUUGUGACCAAAACUGUUUCAAGCAGUAUACAUGAAAAAGGAAGGGACAUUGGUUCAAUAACUGAGAAAUAUGAGAAAGAACAGAGUUCUCUAAAUAAUGAGUUGACAAUUGAUAAAAUAUUGCAUAGCAAUGUGUCUCCAACUAGGAGAAGAAAAUGUUCAAAUCUUGUAUCUCAGCUCACUAAAGGUUGGAAAGAGAUGGAGAAAGAUGGUGAAGAAUUGAUUUCCGUUUCAGGGCAUGCCCCAACGCUUACAGAGUGCCGCAGUGAUAGUCUGGAAACAGAGGACAGCGGAUAUGGAGACGGUGAGGGGGAUGCAAAGCCAAACUUGGACAAAGAGAAAGAAGAUGAUGGGUCAGAUAAUGAUGCUGCACGAAUUAAACGAUCAUCAUCAUCACUGAGUAAUAAAGCUGCUGCAAAUCUUAAUAACAUAAACAAAGCUUACAAGAGAUACAGUCCUGUAAACAAUAUAAAAGGCAAAUGGGAAAAGUGGUCGGAUCAACAUAUCCUGAGUCAAAAACUAAAUCCUUUUAGUGAUGAAUUUGACCAGGAAUUUGCAAUGUCAACUAGACUACAGAAAGGUGAUGAGGGUUAUGGCCACCCAAAAGAAGGAACAAAAACUGCUGAAAGAGCUAUGAGGGCCGAAGCACAUAUACAUCGUGAGAUGAGGGAUUUGUGUUUUAUCAUUGGAACCUUGGCUCAGCCUGGAAAAGAUGGAAAAGUGAGAGUUACAUUUGGGGAACUAUUUGAUAGAUAUGUGCGUAUAUCUGAUAAAGUAGUUGGAAUUUUAUUGCGGGCUAGAAAACAUGGCAUGGUGGACUUUCCUGGUGAAAUGCUGUGGCAAGGGAGAGAUGAUUAUGUCAUAAUAACAUUGUUGUAACAAACUUCUUGGAAUUGUUUUGUAGUAAAGUAUUUUUGUAUUAUUUAUUAUACAUUGAGCAAAAGGGAAAAGAAGCCAGCAGAGACAAAUGUUUUAAAAUUGUAUUACCUCUUUUUUAAUCUGUUAAUCAAAUAUUUGCUUCACAGAAUAUAUAGUUGACCAAAAAAUAAUACAAUGAAUGUGUAAGCAGCAGUCUCAAACAGACAUGUUAACACAAUAAAAUAAUGCUAUACUUCAGUAGAGCAUUUUAUUACACAAAUGUCUCUUUAAAAAUAUGUAUAAACCUGCAAUGCCUUUAAGCCAUGUAAAGAACAAAUAGUUAAACUUCAGUUCAGGAGCCGCAAUGCAGAACACACUUGAGCAACCAAUGAGGAAAGGUAUAAUCAUGUGGCCACCAAUCAUUGGCUUGCUCUUGCUCAAGCGCGUCAAUUCACCUUGGCUUCUAAAUAGUAAUAUAUCUGUGUGUUUAACAAUUUUGAUGAGCUUAAAAAUUGGGCAAUUGUGUAAUAAUACAAUUCUUUAUGAAUUAGAACGUUUUAAUAUUGCAUUAACAUGUCCCUUUAAUUGAACAGACACAUAGUUCUUGCUAAUAAAAACACAAAACGUGAACUAUAAACACCCUUUAAUCCCUUAAUUAAAAAAAAUAAUACUUAUACAGACAUACAUUGUUUUAUUGCACUUCAUAGAUAUUGCUCUUUUUACAAAUUGAAGGGUUGUGACAACCCUGUGUCAAGCAAGUCUUUUGGCGCAUUAAACAACAAAAGUCUAUCUGCGCCAUUUUUCAAACAUGUAAACCUAUAAAUACACAUGAAUACACCUACAUAUACACACCACCAAAAAAAAGAUUAUAACUCACUGAAGGCUCAGAUGAUGGUUAGCAUUUUUUUUUUAGCAAUAAAGUAUUUUUUUUUAAUUAAGGUUUGAACAUAGUUUCAUAGUGUAAAUAUAACUUUUAUAUGCACUGGGAAACAAAAAAAUUGUGUGACUUUUUUGCUAUAUUUGUUUUAUUGCUUUGGUCUGGAACCAAACCCGCAAUAUCUCCGAGGUACAACUGUUUUAUUCGAAACAAUCUCAGAUCUAAAUUUCAAUUUGUAAAAAGUUCUAACGUAGUCUUCAAAAUAGUAUCCUCAAAAGAAAAGACACAGUUCAUAGCAUAACACUGCACAAAUAAUUGAAUCUUCAGUGGUGACAGUAUAAUGCUCACAUCUCCCUCAUUGGUGCUUAACCCAUAGUGACUUUAUAUAUCCUUGUAACAGAUUUAAAAUUGUUUUAAAAGUGUAUACAUUGUAUUGUUGUUUACAUUAUUUUAAUAGAAGAAGAUUAAAUCAGAAUAUGAUCUUGUUUUGCCAUUGGUUUAUUUAAACACGCUAAAAUCUCAGAGCUGGAUUUAAGCUCUGUAGUAUGUGAGUAUUAUACAGUCACCACUAAAGAUUUGAUUAUUUGUGCAGUUACGCUAUGAACUGUGUCUUUUCUUUUGAGGAUACUAUUUUGACGACUACAUUGCAUCUUUUUACAAAUUGAAAUUUAGAUCUGAGAUUGCUUCACCUAAUAUAAGUAUUUGUUAAUUAAGGGAUUAAAGGUGCUUAUUGUUACUAAAUAUUUUGCUGUAUAUGUCUUAAUUUUUCAACAAUAGUUGCCGUAGCAAUUUUUAUUUUUUUUCACAGUUAGAUACUUUACUUUGUUUCAUUAUAUUCAUUAAAGGGACAUAAAACCCCCAAAACUUAUUUCAUAAUUCUGAUAAAAAAUACAAUUUCAAACAACAUUCCAAUUUACAUAUAUUAUUUAAUUUGCUUCAUUCUCUUGGUAUCCUUUGUUGAAGAAGCAGAAAUGCACUACUGGGAGCUAGUUAACACACUUGGUGAGUCAAUAACAUGAAGCAUAUAUGGGCAGCCACCAACAAAGGAUAGCAAGAGAACAAAAUAAAUUAUAUAAUAGAAGUAAAUCAGAAAGUUGUUUAAAAUCACUUGCUCUAUCUAAAUCAUGGAAGAAAAAUUUGGGAUUUCAUGUCUCUUUAAAUGUAAUUAUUUUUUGUACUUAUCUAAUUUUUAGUAGAUAGAGAAACAGAUAAAUGAACAUUUCUACUUUUUUUUGUCUCAUGUUUUAUUUAUGCCUCUGUAAAAAUCAUUAAAAAACGGUUUCUGUAGGUUUUUUCUAGCUUCAGUCUUACCUAUAUGCAGUUCUUAAACAGAUUUGGAUGCUACUUUUGUAAUUAAGCUCACUCUGCAAUAAAUCUUUAUGGGGUUGAACAA
This is a messenger RNA of Bombina bombina (fire-bellied toad), 3492 nucleotides long. It is a transcript of the gene ABRA, whose product is annotated as actin binding Rho activating protein. The coding region runs from base 86 to 1243 and encodes 385 amino acids. Lineage: Eukaryota; Metazoa; Chordata; Amphibia; Anura; Bombinatoridae. Gene Ontology annotation, molecular function: actin binding. Gene Ontology annotation, cellular component: sarcomere. Gene Ontology annotation, biological process: positive regulation of Rho protein signal transduction; positive regulation of transcription by RNA polymerase II. The transcript has 2 exons. The record is from RefSeq and is a predicted model, not a curated record.